Daphnia carinata is the source of this 4537-nucleotide messenger RNA. RefSeq names its product chorion peroxidase-like. The record is from RefSeq and is a predicted model, not a curated record. Gene Ontology annotation, molecular function: peroxidase activity; heme binding. Gene Ontology annotation, biological process: response to oxidative stress. NCBI's taxonomy places the organism in Eukaryota, Metazoa, Arthropoda, Branchiopoda, Diplostraca, Daphniidae. The transcript is spliced from 15 exons. The coding region runs from base 279 to 3806 and encodes 1175 amino acids.
CUAUCGUUCGCGAUAGAAUCUUUAUCCGGCCGCCAGUGCAACCUAUCCAUUUCACUUGGGUUUUUCGAGAGGGCCACCGCUGAAUUGGGAGAAAAUGGCUGACGGGAGAAAGGUGAACGAAGCAGGGCGUUGCGUAUCGACACUCAACGAGGAAAUGGAGCGUCAAAUGGAGGCCAGUACUCGCAAUUUUGCCAGCUACCUUCACUCGUCGCCUGUGAUACACUACAAAGACACGUGACAGUGUUUUCACGUACAUCAUCUCUGGACAACAAAAGGAAAUGACGACGUCAAGAAUGUGGUCGUCGCGCAUUGCUGUGCUGGCGCAGGUGUUGUGGACUGUCUUAUUAUUCGCACCUGCCACCCUGUUGGUGCACGCGGCCGUCUUGCAUCCUUCGGGAGGAUUCCAACCGUCGCUGGGACUCGGCUUAGAUUACGGCAGGCUUGAUGGGCCGGCUCCGGCUCUCACUGCGGAUUACGAUGCUGGCAAAGAAGCUUGCGCUCUAGUCCUUACGCGUUCCAGCCUUUACGAUCAUACCCAAUCCAUCUUCUUCGGCUCUGGGUCCGGUUACGGAGGAAAUUGCAUCACCUACGCGGCUGUUGAUCACGCCCUGGCGCAAGCCCUUCAAUACUUGCACAUUGAAACACCGCAAGAAGAAUGGAUGCCGGAACAGUUGGCCACAGUCGGCGAAGUCUUUCUUGAAACAGCUCGCAUCCUUGCCAGACGGUAUGCGCUGACACCGCAUGAAAUAGAAAAUCAACUUCCUCUUUUGGAUACCCACAAGACCAACUUGCUCAAAUAUUGCCCCGAUUUCAUGUCACCGCUCCAUUGCACACCUGGCAAGUACAGGAGAUUCGAUGGGUUGUGCAACAAUUUGCAAAAUCCGACAUGGGGUGCCCGUCUUACGUCCUUCACCAGGUUAUUGCCACCUGCUUACAGCGACGGCAUAUCAGAGCCUCGCAUUGGUUACGGUGGCCUACCCUUGCCCGGAGCUCGUUCAGUGACAUCGCUCGUUCACAUCGAAGAAACCCUCAACGAUCACGCUGCUACCACGUUAGUCGUCUCUUGGGGACAGUUUAUGGAUCACGACUUUACCUUAACGGGCACCAUGUUGAAUCCGCUGAACCGUAACGAAUUCGAAGAGUGCUGCCGACCACCUCACGGCUCCCCACCCAACAAAUAUUGUUUUAAUAUUGACGUUCCACCCAACGACGAAUUUUUCGGUCGAUUCGGCGUCCGUUGCAUCGACUUUGUCCGUGGAUUCCCUGGCGUUCGUCACGGCUGCCGACUAGGUUCGAGGACUCAAUUCAACCUACUGACUGCAACCAUCGACGCCAAUACUGUUUACGGUGUUAGAGAAUCGUUUGCCAGGUCUUUGCGAUCAGGUUAUGGUGGCCAUUUGCGGAUGAAUCCAGUGUUGAGACCCCUUGGACUGAUGGAUUUGCUUCCAGCCAAGACGGACAUCCCCGACGAGGGAUGCUCACAUCGAGCCGAAAAUGGCAACAAAUUCUGCUUUGAUGGCGGCGAGAUCCGCGUAAACGAACAGUUGAUUCUGACGUGCAUGCACACGUUGUGGGCCCGUGAGCAUAACCGAAUCGCCACACAGUUGUACAUUAUCAAUCCGCAUUGGGAUGACGAAAUCCUCUUCCAGGAAGCUAGAAACAUUGUGAUCGCCAUGAUUCAGCACAUCACCUACAAUGAAUUUUUGCCCGUGGUACUGGGCAAAGACAUGAUCGCCAAGUUCAACCUCGUGCUCCAAAAGGAGGGCUACUGGAAUGGAUAUGAUCCAACAGUGAAUCCAGGUAUCAUGGCUUCAUUCGCUGCCGCGGCCUUCCGAUUUGGCCACACUAUCUUGCCAACAAAUGUCGAACGGUGGAGCAAAGCCCAUCGUUACGUUACCCAUACGCCAUUGGCCGACCUCAUCCGUCAGCCGUUCCAGCUCUACGAACCCGGAGUGUUGGACGAAUAUUACAUCGGAAUGACUAACCAGCCGGCAUUGGCUUUUGACAAUUUCAUCACGGCUCAAGUGACGACCUUGUUGUUUCGUAAGCCAGGUGAGCGUCAUGGCGUCGACCUGACGGCCUUCAAUCUUCAGCGCAAUCGCGAGGUUGGACUGCCCGGAUACACUGAAUUCCGCAAGUUUUGCGGCUUGUCACCUGUACACACUUGGGAAGAUCUUCUCGGCUCGAUGAGCAAUGAUACGGUUUAUCGCUAUGCGGCCACCUUAAGAACUCCGCACGACAUCGAUCUUUGGUCUGGUGGUGUGUCUGAAAGAGCAUUACCGGGCAGCCUGUUGGGCCCCACGUUUGCUUGCAUCAUUGCCACGCAGUUCAGCAGCGUUCGCGUUGGAGACCGUUUCUGGUACGAACUGGGCAAUCAACCCUCGUCUUUCACCCCUGCCCAGUUGGAAGAAAUCCGCAAAUCACGAUUAGCUCGAGUCCUUUGCGAUAAUACGGAUUUGAUUCAGACUAUUCAAACCUAUCCUCUCGUGCUGCCCGACCAUGAAAUCAAUCCUCGAGUCAGUUGCAAAUCAUCCAUUAUUCCCUACGUGGAUCUGACCAAAUGGGCUGAGCCCCACAAUUCUCAUUUACCGAAAACGCCUACCCUAGUACAACCUGUUCCGCACGGCCAUGCACAUGCAAGCACGGGCAACCCCAAUAAGGACGGCAUUACCGUCAACGAAGUCGCCAUUCAUAUGUUGAGAGAGGCCCUCAGUAGCGGUGUCUAUGCUGGCCAGUUCGCAGGUCCACAUCGUGCACCUCUAUAUCCUCAUUCGGGUAAAAUCAAGCCAACGCCAACGCGUCGGCCAAUCGUCCUCAGCCAAGAAUACAUCGACACCCUCAACAGCCACCUCAUUGGAGCUGGAUUUCCGGGAUUAAAUGGCCUGUACAAUAUCCUUACUCACGUUCCAAACAAUUUGUACAAACGAACGGCCAACUCGAGUGACUUUUUUGGAGAUUACGCUCCUUAUGCCCCAAAGCAGGCCGCUGAAUAUCGUACGGAUAUGGACGAAGUGGUCGAAACAGCUAUGCAUGGCCCUCUAAAUUAUAAAGGAAAAUUCGUUGUCAACAAGUUCGUACCCAUUGAGGGCCCGUAUGGCAAAUUCGAUUUGCAAGACUUUGUCAAUUUAGCGGAACAUUUGGUCAAGACUAGUAACCAGUUGCCUGGUGCUAGUCAAGCGAAAGAAACUGACGCUGUUAACUUCGAUGCAGAUUCGCCCAGUUUUCUCGACAAUGUGGGAACGGCAAACGCGCGCACGAUAUCCAGCUCAUCGACGUCCAAUAGUGUGAAGAAACCCGCCAUUUCUCCCAACACCAGGAAGUCGAACUACCGCAGCCGAGUUCGUAAUGGCCGCUCGAAACGAGCGGAAAGUGAACCAGAGAACGUCAAGGGAUCUGCUGAAGUGCCGCUUGAUCUCUCUCAUUUUUCGAAACCAUCUAGACUUGACAUAUUCUUACCCGAGUACAUUGUCGACCAUGUCGAAGCUCACGCAGCAACACUUAAGAACAAGAGCCAUGAAAAUAACGCGAAUUCGACAUCUGAGGAUGUCGAUCAAGUCAUCAAGGCAGAAGAAAUCCGCGCUGCUGAACAUAAAAAUAUUGAAGUUGAUAUUCAAAAGGCCGUUGAAGCCAUGAAAAAUCUAGAAGAUUCGUACAAGGUACUGUACGAUCAAAUCGAAGCGGCCAGGAAGCUAUUCCCUGAUAACGACGACCCUGCUCACAAGACCUUGGAAGACAUCCUAUCUACGGCUUCCACACCUAGCUCUAACUUAGAAAGCGAAACUUUAACCACUACUGGCAACAGUUAACUUAAAACAGAACGUGUUUUUUUUUUAUAAUAUUCUUUUAUUUUUAUUUUUCAGUCAUCGUUCCUGCUUUACUCCUCAUUCUGACAACCAUUUCAUGAUCCCAAAAUUUAUUCUGUACAUGCACGCGUCUCUUUCUUCUGCGUUGCCAAUGAGGUCGAUUGGCUUUCUCCCGGCUAACUGUAUAUUCGGCAUCAUGUCAACGUAGAUCGUGUCUAUUUGACCAGAAACAUUUCGAUUCAUGUAGAGAAGAAUGGAUGCCGAAUUAUCUGAGUGUGGUUUGCGUAUUAAGACAUUUAUUAUGUACCGGGGCAACCCUUAAUUUUUAUCUUAGGCUGAUUGACUAAUCAAUGAUCGCAUUAACGUGAAGAAAUUGAAACCGAUUGCACGAGGAACUCGAAACGCCAAAAAAUAUUAGGGAUUCGGGGAUCACUAUAUUGUCAUGCGCGUCUCUUUCAUUAUAAUUUUUUUCAAGAAAAAAAAACAGAUGUACUAUUCUUUCAAUCGAAUGGUUAUAUACACAGAAUCCUAUAUACACGAAACCCCAAGAAAUGUUACAGCCCAUCUUCUAAUUUGGUUUCAAAUAAAUAGAGCUAUGAUCGAUAUACGUAAAUAGACCCUGUGGGGAUCACGAAGAAAUGGUUGUGGUUUAUCAUGGUCAAAUAUUGAAUGUAGUGGGUGAUACGUCCUUGUGUAACUCCCUUAGGAGCCAAUAAAUUCUUCGAUCUGCGACA